AUGGCGUCGGUGACUUUUCGCGACUGUUUUCUCUUUGUUUCAGCUUUGAUAAACUUCAUAUUUGUCUUCGUGACUGGUGCAGACUUUGUUCGCUUCGUGUCGUUUCGUGCCAUUUAUCACAACCUGAGCGGGGACGCGCAUUUGUGUCGAGAGUCAGGUUCUUGGUCUGUGGCUCUGCGGGACAGUGUAGUGUUAAAGUCUGUCGCUGUGGACAUUUUGCUCCUGGUUCUCUUCAGUGUUCAGCACAGCCUGUUGGCAUGGGCUCCAGUUAAGAGGGCUUGUCAGAAUGUUCUGGGGGUUUUAUCCAGGACUAUGUACUGCUUCACCACAGCUAUAGCACUGCAGAUAUUGAUGCGCUUUUGGCAGCCGGUAACCAGCGCCCCUUGUCUGUGGUCAGUGCAAAAUGCACCAUGGGACAUCUGGUUCCCCCUCAUUUGUUUUAUCGUACACUUCCUGUGCUGGGCCAUAAUCUGCAGUAUCCUGCUCAUAUUCGACUAUCCUGAAUUAUUAGGCAUCAAACAGGUGUAUUAUGAUAUUUUGGGUCUCGGUGACCCGCUGUCUCUGAAGUCUCCUCGUGCCCAGCGGCUUUUCUCUCACCUGAGGCAUCCGGUCUGCGUGGAGCUGCUCAUGGUUCUCUGGGUUCUUCCCACCUUCCCAUUGGACCGGCUCCUGCUGGCUGUUUACCUGUCCGUUUACCUGGUGCUGGCGCACUCUCUGGACACUCAAGAUUGCGUGUAUCUCAACCGGCAGCUCCAGACAAAGCUGCAACUCUUCUCUUCACCACUAGAUAACAGUCAAACCAAUAAUAACAUCCAUAAGGAAGACUGAGUAAAGAGAGAAGUUUAUUAGAUUACUGGAAGAGAUUUUCUUGUUUUGUUCUACAACAUAAAUUACACAAAAGGCCAAUCGAAAGUGAACAUCCCUAUGCCCUACUCACUCUGAAGGACAUAGCUCUUGAAGUGGGCACUUUGAAGGGAGCAUGGCAUUACUGUAUGAAUGUACCCUUCGCUAACAGACUAAAUAAGGAGUAAAACUACCAGAAGGAUGUGAGUUUUCAUGCUAGUCAAAUCGGUAAGCCAUUGUAAUCCUUGUUAGCAACUUAUGUUUAAAGGGGUUACGUUUUUUAAUUAUUUUAUUAUCUUCCCUGAGGUUCAAUUAUAAAGUUAUAAAAGUAUUUUUUUUUCUUUUUUUUGCACCAAAACAGUCACAAUUUAGUAAUUUUCCACCCUGUUUUUGGCCCUCUGUCUGAAAUGCUCUGUUUUGGCAUAAGCGCCUCCUUAAAACCUUUAUGUAAAUGCACAGCCCCUCAAAUUCAGCAAACUCAAUCGGAAGAGAAUGAACCGCAACAUUAUAAAACAAAAUUUCAGGGUUUUCACACAACGCACAUCCAACACAUUGCAUCUGAAUAUAUUCAACUGUUCAUCUCAAGCAUAGCUGUCAACAAAGGGCACCAUAAACCAUCAAACAGUCCUGACAUUUGAAAUAUUCAUGAUUGAAACACUUUACUUUCGUUUUUGAAGUGUUUUUAACUGCGGCAUCCUUCAAUAACAGUACCUUUGCGAAGCUUGAAUCAUAUCAUGUCUUCACAAGCAAAACAUGCUGACAUGAGCCAAAAAACCAAACAUAUCAUAGACCAAAGAAUGGUGAAAUGACGCACACACAUUGAAGGUGCACCAAAAUGGUCAAAGACGUCCUCUGUUUACAUACACCAACAAUUAAAAAUGGCGCUGAUGUACGAAAGAACGCGUCCAUGACAGCAGCAGCUGAAUGAGAGAAUUGCUUCUCCUUUCAGAGUUGUAACUUGACAUCGCAUCUUUUAUAACCGGCGAGCUGCAUGGCAGCGGUCAAAGUGUGCGUCAUAUACAAAAUAAUUAAAAAUAGACCAGGUUGGUCCCACUUUGGUGUUAUAUUAGGAACAGUUAGCCACACACGGCCCGCUCUCUGGACUUGAACUGUGCGCCUGUGGGCGGGGCCGAGGGUGCGAUGACGCAUGUUGCGGGACGAGUAAAUGCAAAUGAGCAAUGUUUUGUGAUGUCACAAACAGACAGAUUUCAAAACGAGACAUUUCAGCAGGGAGGCAACUAUAAAUGCUGUUUUGUCAUAUAUGUCCAAAUAUCAAGGACAAUUUCAUUCUCCAUUUCAUGACUCCUUUAAGGUAUGACUGUGUGAAAUUUAUGUUUAGGAACAACAACAAAAAAGAAAGUUUCUUUAAGUAAUUUUAAUUACAAACUUUUACUCAGAAAUUAAAAACCACUAUUCUAAAAAUCCAUUGGAAAUUCUUGAGCAACACUUUGUAAAUUUAAGCCUUCAGAAGAUCAAAACUAAUGAAAGGAAAAAUAUUUGCACGUUCAUUAAAAAUGCUGAAUUAUUUCCUGUUUGUACACGUUUAACUCAGGGAUAAAUUAUUAUGUUGGCAUGCUCUGGGCACAGAUGCCUCGCACCAUGCCUAGGUAACUGGUCCUGCUUGAUCCGUUCUGAGCGGGAUUCGAACCGGUGUCAGCCAGCAUGAGAGACUGGUGCACUAACGAGGUGGCUAAAAGGUACAGUCUGUAGCUUCAGUUGCUAGUGUGCCUCUUGAAGCCAGGGGAGUGAAGUUUACAUACGAACAGCUAUCACGUACCAGCUUUCUCUCGUUACACGUACACUUGACACUUGCGGCGCAUCAAAACACAAAAUCACUCCCAUUAUUAGCAACGGUGCAGUCGCGUGCUUGAAGUGCGGACAGCUUCGGUGAAUAUAAUCAGAGCCAUCUGGUUAUGUCCCAUUGUGUCACGUCCUCGCUUCAAGUGUAUCUAAAAUGUCACAGAACAUUAUAAAAGCACUCUUAAUGACACAAAUAUUUGAAUUAUAAUUUACAACAACUGCAGAAGUAAUCAUAUGACGAAGUGUUCGACAUUGCUCUGUAACUGUCUAGUUGCAAAAUUUAAAAUAUAAAACACUGUUCUAGUAAAUAUAAGUUUCUGCAGCUCAUCAGCGCCCCCUGCUGGUUUGGGGCCUUGUGCAUAUGUCUGGCAGGUGCACGAGCGAUUAACCAUUCAUGCUCUUAAAGCAAAAUAGUUAUGUUUUAUCUUUUUAAUUGUUUAUUUUCAUAAGAUAUAUCAUGUAUUGUUAGUCUGCUGAAGAAGAGCUGAUGCAUUUUAGCAACAGGUGAGGAGCACAGGUGAAAGGUCAUGAGAUUAAUCACUCUAGCAACUGCUCAGCCCUGACCUUAUUCAUUAAGAAAGGGCAAAAUGCACACGCUACAUGCACAAAUUUCAUGCACAUGAUACAUGCACACGCUACAUCCACACGCUACAUCCACACGCUACACGCCCACGCUUUAUGCCCACACUACAUGCACACAAUACAUCUACAUGAUACAUGCACACGCUACACGUCCAUGCUACAUCUACACGAUACAUGCACACGCUACACGUCCACGCUACAUCCACACACUACAUGCACACACUACAUGCACGCAAUACAUGCACACGUUUCAUGAACACGCUACAUGCACACGCUUCAUUCACACGCUACAUGCACACAAUACAUGCACACGCUUCAUUCACACGCUACAUGCACACAAUACAUGCACACGCUUCAUUCACACGCUACAUGCCACGCUUCAUUCACACGCUACAUGCACACGCUUCAUGCACACGCUACAUGCACACAAUACAUGCACACGCUACAUGCACACAAUACAUGCACAGGCUUCAUGCACACGCUACAUGCACACAAUACAUGCACACGCUUCAUUCACACGCUACAUGCACACAAUACAUGCACACGCUUCAUUCACACGCUACAUGCACACAAUACAUGCACACGCUUCAU
Messenger RNA from Xyrauchen texanus (razorback sucker), 3816 nucleotides. RefSeq names its product nurim (gene nrm). Gene Ontology annotation, cellular component: nuclear membrane. Lineage: Eukaryota; Metazoa; Chordata; Actinopteri; Cypriniformes; Catostomidae. The transcript has 4 exons. The record is from RefSeq and is a predicted model, not a curated record. The coding region runs from base 1 to 828 and encodes 275 amino acids.